Molecule: messenger RNA, 6004 nt
Organism: Topomyia yanbarensis
Lineage: Eukaryota; Metazoa; Arthropoda; Insecta; Diptera; Culicidae
Exons: 8
Coding region: 2177-4378 (733 amino acids)
Source: RefSeq, a predicted model, not a curated record
GGUUGAGUAGUUUUUGAAUUACAGAAUGUUAUUGAAAUGAUACAUUAUAAUGUACAAAAAAUUUGAUCAAUUCGCUUCACCCAAAGUUCUAAAAAAAAUUUCGCAGGAAAGUUUUUUUUGCGCGCUGAAACCCUUACCCCUCCCUUAAGAACAAAAAGUAGCAAUAUACCAUUGAAAUUCAACUUGUAAUUAUAUGUCUGUCUACAGGGGUGUACCUGGCGGAUCACUUGUGGUGCAUUUUUAAAAAUCAGCGAAAUUAAAUGCAUUUAUUUCCAUCAAAAUAGAAAUUCAUGAUGUAUUUUGCGUUGCGUGUAAGACGUCAAAACACUACAAAAAACUGUAGGGCUAUUCAAUAAAACGUCGAACAAAGUCAAUUAGCGUAGAACGUUUGUUAAACAAACUUUUUUUUGCGAGGGAAUGCAAAGUUGAUGUAAAAAUAGAAAUUAAUUGCAUUUUUUUUAUUUUUUUUUGUUUAUUUGACACGGCUCAAUGCGUUAGCAUAACUGAGCCGUGGGUCUUUUUCGAUUUUUACAAUAUGUAGAAAUUAACAUUAACUUUCAACUGUCCAUAGGGAUUUGUUAACGCAGCUUGCUGCUGCGUGUUGAGGUCACUUCCUUGGUGGUUAGACAUUAAGCGCGUUGUCUGCCGCACCUUGGGGUCAUUCGGUCCGUCUUCUUUCGCGUUUUCGUUCACGUCCAUGUCGUCAUUCAUGAUACUCACGGUCGGAUGUUCUUGUUUGAUUCUUGUACUUCCGGGUCGCUGUUGUAAAUCUUUCUUCAUCGGUGUUUGAUUCUAUUGGUGGUGUUGGUUGUUGGUUUGGAGACAUUUGGUGUAAUCGUUGUUACUUCGAUGUUGGUAAUGGCGGUUGGUUUAGUGGUACUGGGCCCGAUAGUUGUUGAGUUGGUGUUUGUUACUGCCUGGUCCGCAGUCAUUGGUUUACCAACCGGUUGUAGUUUAGUAUACGAUGACUGUAUACUGGCUUUGUUUGCAGCCGAAGGAAUUUCCUUAACAGCCUCUGCGCAAGGUUUUCCGUGGUAUAGCGGCUGAUCGCAAUAUUGGCACGUGGGAAUCUGCCCUGGGAACAUGACUAUUGUUCGUUGAGAAUAUGCAAUACCUUGAGGUGAUCUACCUGAGAUGGUCAAGUAGGAUAUGCCGGUCGCAUUCUUACUACACGAACGGCAUUUCGAAGUAUUUUCCUUAACAUUUUAUUGAAAAGACAAUCGGCACAUUUCAUAAAGACCACUGAUGUAAUCGAAUUUCCAUUUGAUUGCUUAUUUUCAGGCAUUCCGCCAACUUACCCCAUAAAUACCCUCAGCGAUUAUCUUCAGCUCUAAAAAUUUACUGCAGUUUGUUUAAAUAGAGACAAACCUCUCCUGAAAAAAUAAAGUAAACGUAUAAAUGUGGGACACACUGUAUACGAAAAUGCUGCAUGUUGUUUCACAAAACAAAAAAUUCUGCUGUGGUAGUGAUAUUGGUUCUGAACAUAAUCAGUGCAUUGUGUCUAAUAUGCUUGAAUGACAGGGUGCGAACAUCUACCACAUUGAGCUCCAUAUUCACUAUUAAAACUAUUUGCGACACUUUCUGUUAUUGCUAGGGGUUAUUGUGCGGGUGUUGUUAAAUUGUAUUUUUUUGCAUUGUAUGUUUCAGUUUCCAGAGUUUUUCGGAACUUCCUCUGGCCAGUGUACAGAGCAGUAGUAAUACUACUGAAGGCUACAUACUACAGAUGGAAGAAUUAAUGGAGAAACUGGAUCAGGAGACCCUUCGCGUAUUGGAAGGUAAUGUUAAUGUUCAUAAAACCAUAUUGAUCUACAACUUAAAAACAAAAUCCAUCAAACGAAAGGUUUUCGAUGCCAUAUUCCGGAAUGCAAUCUUCUCAUCCCAGGUCACGUAGACGAAUUGAAACAGCAUUUCAUAACAAUUCAUAAACUGAAAACUACAGUUCCUAAUGAUCUACCAUUUCGAUGCUCAGUUUGUGGUAAAACAAAUACCUAUUUCAAAGAUUUACGAAAACAUUUAAUACAAUUUCAUCCAAUAAGUCAUGAAGUUGAUAUGGGAACUAAUGUUUGGAGACACGAUGAUACAAAUGAUGUUGCAAUCGAAGGAGGUUCCAGAGCCAUGGGUAUAGGGAAAAUUACUAACUCUGGUUUUUUUCUUAAAGCCUGUUUCAUUAGAGGAAAUGUACGAAUCGGUAUCAGAUUUAAUUACAGAAAUGCGAUGUGACGUGGCACUCACAGAAACCAAAAUACAGUCUUUUAUGACGUGCAGCAAAAACAUGAUGGAUAAAUAUAAUCGAUUCAUCAUUGGGUUAAUCAACAAUUUUGUUCUUUUGAAAGGCUUGAAUUGCAACGAUGAAGCUAUUAUCAAUUUGAUUAAUGGUUGUGAACUUCCCAAUCUUUUUGUUGAUGUUCAAUCCUUUGAGCGAAACCUGGCAUUUCUAUCGGGAAAGUUUAAAUGCGCCAUACCCGAACCACGAGAAAUUGUUUUGGGAAAAACAAAAAAAACAACAAUAGUAAGGCUAGGAAGAACGGUACGGCGUUUUGGACGAUCAUGCCGAAAGGCACCGCUUGUUAAAAAAAAUAUUAGUAUAUCUAAAGACCGGGCACACUACAUAUCGAUCCGAGAGACAUUAGCGUUUAUUAUGCAAAAUACAACAGCUCGACAGAUGAUUGAUGAUGAGCAUUCUAGACUGGAUGGAACUCUGUGUGGGUUUAAAGAUGGAAAACGUUUUGGAAGUCAUGAAUUUUUAACGAAAUAUCCCAAUACUAUCAGACUAUCUAUGCACAUUGAUGAAGGCGAAUAUUUAAACCCUUUAGGCUCGCGUAAAGGUAAUAAUAAAUUGACAAAUAUAACUUUUAAAAUCCAAAACUUUGAUCCGAUUAUUAAUUCAUCAUUGGAUCGCGUUUACAUUGCAUUAAUGGUUCACUCAAAAGUAAUUAAAAAGUAUGGAUACAAAAAAGUAUUGGAACCUCUUGUUGAAGAUCUGAAAAUGUUAUCUGCCGAGAAUGGAGUUGUUAUUCAAAUAGGAUCUGAGGCCGCAUACACAUUACGAGCUUUGGUAGUCAAUGUGCUUGGUGACACUAUGGCUAUUCAUGAUGUAUUUGAACUUAUGCCUCCACAAUCAUCAUUAUUUUGCAGGAUGUGCUACAUCGAAAGGAACUUUUUUCUAUCCGGAUCAUAUGGUGAAGUUGCCACAAUUAGAACUCCCGAGAGCAUUGCAUCAGAUCUUGUUGCAAUAUGCAACAAAACCAAAAAACCAAAUGAAGUUGGAAUAAAGCAAAGGUCAAGCUUGCAUGAUAUUCCAUUUUUUCACAUUGCAAAUAAUUUCACUUUCGACCCCAUGCAUGAUUUGUUGGAAGGUGUUGUUAGUAUGGUGAUAAAAUUAAUUUUACAUAAUGUUGUAAAUGUCAAAAAGUUAAUUUCCAUUUCCGACGUUAACAAUAGAAUAAAGCAAUUCCAUUAUGGAGAUGCAGAAUCUAGCGACAAACCAUCAUCAAAUUUUACAAUAGACAAACUCAAAGCUAGAUCAAAUGCAAUAGGACAAUCAGCGGCUCAAACUUGGACACUUUUGCGUUCAUUUCCAUUUUUGUUUUGGGAUGUGCUUAACAAUGCCGAGCAAUAUGUACAAAUAAUAGGUCAUCUUUUAAAAAUAACGUACUAUUGUUUCUCGUAUCAACUGAAGCAAUCUAUGCUAAGCGUUCUAGACGAUGCAAUUUGCAAUUUUUUCGUCUUAUUUAAAACUUGUUUUCCUUUAUCAGACCCUAUCAAUAAAGUGCAUCAUCUUGCGCAUUAUAAACGAGUUAUUGAUGAAUGUGGUCCAAUUGCCAAUUUUAGUUGCAUGCAGUUUGAAGCCAAAUUUAAAGAGUCUAAGAAUCAGUCAAAGACAUGCAACAACUUUAAAAAUUUGACAUACAGUUUGACAAAACGUUUGAAUUUGCGGCAAAUUUAUGGUAUACAUCAUCACAAUUACGAUUUGAGAAAAACUGAUAUUUUUUCGAUGGUUGAAAUAGAGAAAGAUUCCUUGGAUUACGCCCUGCUUAUAUUUGAUCUUCCAAAAACGGUAUCAACAAUCAGACAUAUGAAAAUAAAUGGCACCAGUUUUAAACCAGGCCUAGUUGUCAAAUAUAAUAUUUGUGAACAAAAUGAAUUCGGGCUGUUAAAAGCAAUUAUUCUAUCAAACGAUGAUAAAAUUUGCAUACUUCAAAAGUUAAACUGUUUACGUUUUUGUUCUAAUUCUUUUAGUUACAUUGUAGAAGUGGAAGAACAAAAUAUUCGUGUUUCAUGUGCAAAAUUACUUACUCGCAAGACUUAUAGCUUAUGGCGGUGUUUUGACAGAGAAGAGGAAUUCUUUUAUAUUAGCGUAAAAUAUGUCGAUGAAUAAAUAUUCUUCCAAAUCGUUCUCUGUUAACGAAGCCUUACAUCUUCGAGUUCCAUCACAAAGUAGUUUAAUAAUUUAAAAGAUAGGUUAGUUAUAUCGGUAAAGAUUUAUCUCUAUCUUUUUCGAAAUUAACACACAUAAUAGCACGAAUGGAGCAUUUAACUAUCUCUUCCAAAUACCUUUUAAAAAAUUGCAUGCUUUUAUGGCUAAUCACUCUUGAACGGUAGAAAAUUAAUUUUGCGGUGAGUUGGAAAUAAUGAAUCACUGUUCGAGGAAUAAAUAAAGAAUGAGAAAGAAAUACUGUGCUAGAUAGAUGGAAAAAGUGACAAAUUAAUUAGAAAAUAUCAAAUUUGAAUGAAGCAUGAUACUACUAGUGAUAAUGGUGAAUAAUAGAUCAGUUUUAUAUUCACUGCAAAAUAGAUUAACUCAACUUAACCUAAUCCAUUUAUUUGAAAAUAUUUAUUAAAACAACAACAUUUUUAGAUGAACAGAUUAACGAUCACUCUUUGCUGGAACUGUAUGAAUCGCACCUAACCAGUAUGGGAAUCACAAGACAUGGUCCGCGUCUGAUAAUCCUUGGUGUUAUUCAGAGAAAGAAAAAACAGAUUGAACUUGCAAACAGGCCAUCCACUUCCACAGGGUUUGCUCCUUCGAAUGCUUCUAAACUCUCGGUUCGUGAACUACUUCAAUCUGACAAACUUUUCGCGCAGAAGAUACUUUAUCGUCAGCUCGAUCGACAGCAGGUUCCUGAAAGAGAACACCUUUGUUGGAUGGUAAGAGUCUUAUGUCGUCCAUGGUACGACACGAUUCUCGAGGAAAAAAGAUACCCGUCAGUUCAAGAAAAGAAAGACUUAGCUUUGAUGAUUUUACAUGCCUUUCCACAUUUGAAAACAACUGCGGUUGAAGGUGGAAGCGAAGAGACUGGUUUUUUUUACGAGAAUGGCGGUAAGGGAAGUGGACAUGAGCAUACCGGUUAUAUCCAGAGACACAUUCGAAACUUGGCUAACAAAGUACCGUCUGAGCUUAAAAAGUAUAAGCGGCGUAAGGUACCCCAGGUGGAAGAUCCUGAAAUGGUCAGGGCCGCUGAAAAAUGUGCCAAAAAGGAAGCAUCGACUGCCAACUUCACAUUUAUUCGAGAUACUAUGGUCGAAUGUAGUAAACUGCACUUGACGCUGAUUGAUCGAAAGAAAAGUGCCAACGAGAUCAUGGCUGUUUUUCCUCAUUUUCGUUCGUAUAGUGGCAAACUGAUUUAAAUAUUUUACGAGGGAAUGCACGACAACUACAGCAAGAACAUAGACCUCAAAAACAUUUUUGCUAAAGGUCUAUUGUUCGGUAAAAGUGCGUUCGAGAGGGUAGAGGAUGAUAAUCUAAGGGGAUGUCUUCGUGUAAUGCUCAAGCUUAAUAAUAAGGGCAUCAAACGAAAUUCCAGCGGAGUAUCGAUUGAGGAGGAUCUUGCUGCGCCGCUUAUUAGGUGGAUCCCGAAUACGCCACGUCGCUUGGAGCUCUCAUUUUGCAUGCGUGACUGAGGAGCCAAAGAAAAAACAGAUUGAACUUGCAAACAGGCCAUCCACUUCCACAGGGUUGCUCCUUCGAAUGCUUCUAAACUCUCGGUUCGUGAACUACUUCAAU